Molecule: messenger RNA, 2065 nt
Organism: Octodon degus (degu)
Lineage: Eukaryota; Metazoa; Chordata; Mammalia; Rodentia; Octodontidae
Gene: Prkcsh
Product: protein kinase C substrate 80K-H
Exons: 18
Coding region: 117-1712 (531 amino acids)
Biological process (GO): N-glycan processing; liver development
Cellular component (GO): glucosidase II complex
Molecular function (GO): calcium ion binding; protein binding
Source: RefSeq, a predicted model, not a curated record
CACUUCCGCUUUCUUUCUGUAGCAGGAACCGUGGCUGCUGAGCAAAAGCGGGGAGCGGUGACCAUUGACCCUUGGCUCGGCCGCAUAGCUGGUGCCGGCCGGGAGCCCCGCGCGUGAUGUUGGUGCUGCUGCUGCUGCUGCUGCCGCCGCCGCCCCUCGGCUGGGCCGUGGAGGUCAAGAGGCCCCGGGGGGUCCCCCUCACUAAUCAUCACUUCUAUGACGAAUCCAAGCCUUUCACCUGCCUGGAUGGCUCGGCCACGAUCCCUUUCGAUCAGGUUAAUGACGACUACUGUGACUGCAAGGAUGGUUCGGAUGAGCCGGGCACAGCUGCCUGUCCCAAUGGUAGCUUCCACUGCACCAAUGCGGGCUAUAAGCCCCUGUACAUCCUGUCCAGCCGCGUCAAUGAUGGCAUUUGUGACUGCUGCGACGGGACCGAUGAGUACAACAGUGGCACGGUGUGCGAAAACACUUGCAAAGAGAAGGGUCGAAAGGAGAGAGAGUCCCUCCAGCAGAUGGCAGAGGUCACCCGAGAGGGCUUCCGCCUGAAGAAGAUCCUUAUCGAGGACUGGAAGAAAGCUCGGGAGGAGAAACAGAAAAAGCUCACUGAGUUCCAGGCUGGGAGGAAGUCACUGGAAGACCAGGUGGAGGCCCUCCGGACUUUGAAGGAGGAGGCUGAGAAGCCAGAGAAGGAAGCCAAGGAGCAGCACCGGAAGCUGUGGGAAGAGCAGCAGGCUGCUGCCAAGGCCCAGCGCGAGCAGGAGCGGGCGGCUGACGCUUUCCGGGAGCUAGACGACAACACGGAUGGUGUGGUCUCGGUGGCCGAGCUACAGAGCCACCCGGAGCUGGACACGGAUGGUGAUGGGACACUGUCUGAAGGGGAGGCCCAGGCCUUGCUCAGCGGGGACUCACAGACAGAUGCCAGCUCCUUCUACGACCGAGUCUGGGCCGCCAUCAGGGACAAGUACCAGUCAGAGGCACUGCCUACUGACCUGCCGGCACCCCCAGCCCCAGAGGUGACAGAGCCUAAGGAGGAGCCGCCAUCCGUGCCAACCCAUCCCAUGGAGGAGGAGGAAGAGGAGACUGAGGAGGAGGAAGUGGAGGAGGAGGAGGAGGAGGAGGAGCAGGAUUCCCAGGAGGCCCCGUCCCCACUCGAGCCCCCACUGCCGGCCAGCCCCAGAGAGGAGGACAAGAUGCCCCCUUAUGACGAGCAGACACAGGCCUUGAUCGAUGCUGCCCAGGAGGCCCGCAGCAAGUUCGAGGAGGCUGAGCGGUCCCUGAAGGACAUGGAGGAGUCCAUCAAGAACCUGGAGCAGGAGAUUUCCUUCGACUUCGGCCCCCAAGGGGAGUUUGCCUACCUGUACAGCCAGUGCUAUGAGCUCACCACCACCGAAUAUGUGUACCGGCUCUGCCCCUUCAAACUCGUUUCCCAGAAGCCCAAGCUCGGUGGCUCCCCCACCAACCUUGGCACGUGGGGCUCCUGGGCAGGGCCUGAGCACGACAGGUUCAGCGCCAUGAAGUACGAGCAGGGCACCGGCUGCUGGCAGGGCCCCAACCGCUCCACCACGGUGCGCCUGCUGUGCGGGAAGGAGACCAUGGUCACCAGCACCACUGAGCCCAGCCGCUGUGAGUACCUCAUGGAGCUUACCACGCCCGCUGCCUGCUCAGAGCCGCCACCCGAGCUGCCUGCUGACAGCGACCACGACGAGCUAUAGCCCAGCCAGGCCAAGAAUCUCAAGGCGGGAAGCAGCCUGGCCGUGCCUCCCACUACCCUGUCUGUGGACCAAGGCCAAGGCUCCUGGGGUCCUUAUCCCCUCUACGGAACAGGACCUUUUGCCUCUGCCCCCCACUCCCCAGGACCUGGCUGGGCUGAGCCACAUUUCUAGGCCCCUGUGGCCUCCAAAGAUGGGUUAGAGGAGCCCCUUCCCAGUACCCCACCGGUGCCCGAUCCCCAGUCCCCACCUGGUGGGGUGGUUCACCCUGACCCUAGUCGCCCCCUCCCCCUUAUGGUGGGGCCAGCGAAUGACUUCAUCUGUGAUCUGGAACAAUAAAUGUGACUCCACCCCCA